Messenger RNA from Camellia sinensis, 435 nucleotides. Its product is annotated as S-protein homolog 5-like. The record is from RefSeq and is a predicted model, not a curated record. NCBI's taxonomy places the organism in Eukaryota, Viridiplantae, Streptophyta, Magnoliopsida, Ericales, Theaceae.
AUGAAGAAGUCAUUCAUUCCCUUGAUCAUCUUCACAUUUCUCUUGCUUUUGCUUUGCUCAACCACCAUGGGUGGUGAUGCUCUUUUUCCAACAUAUGAGGUUCAUAUCAUCAACGAUCUUCUAACCAACUCUCACUUCUUUUUGCUAGUUCGUUGCCAAUCAAAAGACGAUGAUUUCGGAAUGCAUAAGCUUGAAAGUGGUGAAGAAUUCUACUGGAGAUUCAAACCCAACAUUAUAAAAACCACUCUCUUCUUCUGCCAUUUUUAUUGGGAUACCAAAGAUGCAAUUUUUAAUGUUUACGAUAGGAAACUAGAUGAUGAUUAUUGCUACAAGUUUAAUACAUGUUACUGGAGUGUUAGAGAUGAUGGCUUUUAUUUCAGCGGUGAUAAUACGGCUCAGGCAACAUGGUCAAAAUUCAACGAUUGGACUCCUUAA